CCCCGGGAGACAGAGGAGGAUGGUGUCCGCAAGAAGCCCUCCAAGGUCCCCAUCUACCGCAAGAGCAAGAGCCUGCAGGAGCCCCAUCUGGAGCGCCAGCCCGGCUUCCGCCGACAGACUUCCCUGUCCCAGAGCAUCCGCAAGGGCACGGCACAAUGGUUUGGUGUCAGCGGCGACUGGGAGGGGAAGCGGCAGCAGUGGCAACGCAAGAGCUUGCAGCAUUGCAGCAUGAGAUACGGCAAGCUGAAGCCUGCCUACCGCGACAUGGAGCUGCCCAGCCAGGAGGUGCCCUCCUUCCAAGGCACCGAGUCACCCAAGCCCGCCAAGAUGCCCAAGAUUGUGGACCCACUGGCCAGGGGCCGUCCCUUCCGCCGUCCUGAUGAGACUGACCGUCCCCAUACUCCCCACCAUGUCCUGCCCCCGCUCACCCCCGGCGUCGUCUCUUUGAUGUCCUUCAACAGCAUCCACUCCGGCUACGGCCGCCUGCCACGCAGGAAGAGGGAGUCCGUCGCCCACAUGAGCUUCAAGGCGGCUGCAGCUCUUCUCCGCGGACGCUCUGUCCUGGAGCCGCUGGCUCCCAAGCAGAGGAGCAACAAGAGGAGUUUCAUCUACCCCAGCUUCAUGGACGAGGACAUGGUGGAUACAGCCGAUACCCUGGACUCGUCCUUCUUCAGUAAGAUGGACGUGCAUGACGAGACAUACUCCAUGCCCGAUGAUGUCUUCGAGUCACCACCUCUAUCAGCCACGUAUUUACGCAUGCACCCGGUGGGGGAGGAUGCCAGGGUGUCCCCCGAGGUGGAGCAGCCCACCCCGCGGGAGGGUGUCCGGCUCCCUUCAUCCUCCGCGGGUGUUGGCCCAGCUCCCCGGCGAGGCAGGCGCAUCGCUUCCACAGUCAAACAUUUUGCCUUCGACCGCAAGAAACGCUACUACGGGCUGGGGGUGGUGGGGAAGUGGCUGAACAGGACGUACCGCCGCAGCCUGAGCAGCAUCGUGCAGUCGCAGCUGGAAAUCACCGACAGCCACCGGCCUUAUUUCACAUACUGGAUCACCUUUGUUCACAUCCUCAUCACCUUGCUGGUCAUCGGCACCUACGGCAUCGCGCCCAUCGGCUUCGCCCAGCAUGUGACGAGAGAGUUAGUGCUGAGAAACAAGGGUGUCUACGAGAGCGUCAAGUACAUCCAGCAGGAAAACUUCUGGAUCGGGCCCAGCUCGAUCGACCUGAUCCACCUGGGAGCCAAGUUCUCCCCCUGCAUCCGGAAGGAUCGGCAGGUGGAACAGCUCAUCCAGCGCGAGCGGGACCGGGAACGCGGCUCCGGCUGCUGUGUCAAGAAUGACAACUCGGGCUGCAUCCAGACCCUGCCACGGGACUGCUCGGAGACGCUGGCAACGUUCAUCAAGUGGCCGGGCAGCAAUGCACCGGCCAUGGGCUCGGGUGAGAAGCGGACAUCAGGCGCUGUGUGUCACCAGGACCCCAGGACGUGUGAGGAGCCGGCAUCCAACCCACCCCAUGUGUGGCCAGAUGACAUCACCAAGUGGCCGAUCUGCACCUACGAGACCAAAACCAACCACACAGGCUUUGCCCACAUGGACUGCCAGAUCAAGGGCAGGCCCUGCUGCAUCGGCACCAAGGGCAGCUGCGAGAUCACGACGCGGGAGUACUGCGAGUUCAUGCACGGCUACUUCCAUGAGGAGGCAACUCUCUGCUCACAG
Messenger RNA from Antrostomus carolinensis (chuck-will's-widow), 1710 nucleotides. RefSeq names its product rhomboid 5 homolog 2 (gene RHBDF2). The transcript has 14 exons. NCBI's taxonomy places the organism in Eukaryota, Metazoa, Chordata, Aves, Caprimulgiformes, Caprimulgidae. Gene Ontology annotation, cellular component: endoplasmic reticulum membrane. The record is from RefSeq and is a predicted model, not a curated record. The annotation marks the transcript as partial. Gene Ontology annotation, biological process: regulation of epidermal growth factor receptor signaling pathway; regulation of protein secretion.